ACCCCACUUCCGGUGGGUGUUAAGAAAGCGUCGCCUGUGUGUCUGUUUUCAUGCUGCUAGUAUGACUGCGCGGGUCGCUGCACUCGGCUGUUCGCGGUUCUGCGGCGUGUGUGAAAGGACGGGAGCGGUGUUCGCGCUCGCUGCUUCUCUCUCUGCUUAACGGCUGUGCCGUACACCCUCGUGCAACGUUAUUGUGAAGUAACAGCAGUCCUCUGGCGCACUUAGAGGACAUGGCAGCCGCGACCGUGGCUGAGUCGGACCCGGUAGAGACCGAUGGAGCUGCUGCUGCCGCCGCCGCCGCCGCCGCCGCCGCCGCCGCCGCCUUUACGGAUCUACGCGACACAGGCUGGAAUGAAUCGCAGCUUCGACAAUAUACUUUUCCAACCCGACAGAUACCGCGACUAUCCCAUACAGAUCCGCGUGCUGAGGUCCUCAUCAAUAACGAGGAGCCUGUUGUAUUAACAGACACCAGUUUAGUAUAUCCAGCUCUAAAAUGGGACAUACCCUACUUGCAAGAGAACAUUGGAAAUGGGGACUUCUCUGUUUACAUAGCUGAAAAUCACGAAUUCUUGUAUUAUGACGAGAAGAAGAUGGCAAACUUUCAGGACUUUGUGCCCAAAUCUCGUCGAAUAGAGAUGAAAUUUUCAGAGUUUGUGGACAAGAUGCAUCAAACAGAGAAACAAGGUGGAAAAGAAAGAGUGUACUUGCAACAAACUCUGAAUGAUACAGUUGGCCGAAAAAUAGUGGUGGAUUUCCUUGGAUUCAAUUGGAACUGGAUUAACAAACAGCAAGCUAAACGAAACUGGGGACCGCUGACCUCAAAUUUGCUGCUCAUAGGCAUGGAAGGCAAUGUUACACCAGCACACUAUGAUGAGCAGCAGAAUUUCUUUGCACAAAUCAAAGGACAUAAGAGAUGCAUUCUCUUUCCUCCAAAUCAGUUUGACUGCCUCUAUCCUUACCCAGUUCAUCAUCCAUGUGACAGACAGAGUCAGGUUGAUUUUGAAAAUCCAGAUUAUGACAAGUUUCCUAAUUUCACAAAUGCUGUUGGAUAUGAGGCUGUUUUGGGACCAGGUGAUGUCUUAUACAUCCCAGUGUACUGGUGGCAUCACAUUGAGUCCCUGUUAAAUGGAGGCGUGACCAUCACAGUAAACUUCUGGUACAAGGGGGCACCCACUCCAAAGAGGAUAGAGUACCCUUUGAAAGCUCAUCAGAAAGUGGCCAUAAUGAGGAACAUAGAGAAGAUGUUGGGAGAGGCCUUGGGGGACCCGCAUGAGGUUGGUCCAUUGCUGAACAUGAUGAUCAAGGGCAGAUAUGAUCAUGGACUGAGUUAAUGGCCUGAGCUGAACUCUCUUUAGUGUGCUGCUAAGAAGGUCUGUUUAUAUGUAUGUGUGGAUAUGAGUAUAUGCUUGUGUGUACAUUCAGACUGUUGAAACAGACUGUUGCCAGUGCAUGGCAGUAUAAAGACUUCCGCCUUUUGUCUGUUUUCAACUAUAGCUAGUUCUAUGUUGGUGUAAGAGGAAAACCACUGAUGAGGAAUCUUAAGUUGAUCUCUCCUUAACAAGUCCUUACAUUCAUAUGUGUGCAGCAUUACAUGCUAAAAAAUAG
Messenger RNA from Sinocyclocheilus grahami, 1605 nucleotides. Its product is annotated as hypoxia-inducible factor 1-alpha inhibitor-like. Bases 231 to 1331 code for a protein of 366 amino acids. Gene Ontology annotation, molecular function: peptidyl-histidine dioxygenase activity; ankyrin repeat binding; [protein]-asparagine 3-dioxygenase activity. The transcript is spliced from 8 exons. NCBI's taxonomy places the organism in Eukaryota, Metazoa, Chordata, Actinopteri, Cypriniformes, Cyprinidae. The record is from RefSeq and is a predicted model, not a curated record. Gene Ontology annotation, biological process: negative regulation of Notch signaling pathway. Gene Ontology annotation, cellular component: nucleus; cytoplasm.